Messenger RNA from Closterium sp. Naga37s-1, 3486 nucleotides. NCBI's taxonomy places the organism in Eukaryota, Viridiplantae, Streptophyta, Zygnematophyceae, Desmidiales, Closteriaceae. The record is from the annotation of a GenBank genome assembly.
AUGGCGACUGCCGGAUGCCGCCGCAAGUUAAUCUCCACCAUGCCUCUAUCUCCCCUGCUCCUCCUCCUGCUGCUAUCCCUCGCUCCCUCCGCCUUCCCCGCUGCGUCCGCCGCCACCGCUGCUGCUGGUGCCGAUGCUGCCGGUACUGCUGAUAAUGGUGCCAGUUCCGCUGGUAUCGGCUUCGGGUUUGUCAACGAUCUCACCCUUCCCUCCUCCUCCGCGCUGUACGGCGCCCAGGACGGGCGCUCACUCUCAGGCAGCCACGUGGCACGACGCCACAGGUCGCUGCAGGACCAGCCAACGGCCGUCCCGCCGCCCAGCACAGGCAAAGACGCUCCCGCCACCAACGGACCUGCCAUUAACUCACCUGUCAACUCACCUUCUGUUAACUCACCUUCCAUUGGCUUACCGGCCAUUCGCUCACCACCCUCCGCGCCUGCUCCUCCCGUCCCUGCUAAUUCACCCCCUGUUGAUCCGGGAACGGACGAAAACGGCAACCCGGUGAAACCGGGGGAGGUGGCGUUUCAGCGGAACGUUCCGCCGUCCCCGCCGCCCCCACCGCCGCCCCCUCCGGUCGUCUCUUUCAUGCAAGGCACCUACAUCAACUGCGGCAGCAACGAAUCGCUCAAGAACCCGCUGUACACCUGGGAGGCGGAUCCCUUUUCGGGCAGGUUCGGGAGGAGUUUCCGGGCAGGCGUGAUCAAGACGACGAUGAAUCGGACGGUGGCGGCGGGCAGGAUGGGGAAUGGGAAGGUUGAGUUUAGAGAGACUGGGUUGCUGAAGACGCCCCCAGGGGUGGAUGCGCGGGUGUUUGAGACAGUGCGGUUCUUUAAUGACCUCGCCCCCAACGUUUCUACUUACACAAUUCCGGUCCCCGGCCCUCCCACCAACGUGUUUGUCCGCCUGUACUUUGCUGAGAUCAUCUACACGACAGCCAAGCUGCGGCGCUUCCACGUGGCAGUGGAGGGCGCGCCCGUGCUGACCAACUACAGCGUGCCACGUGGCACUGUGCGAGUGGAGGAGUUCGUUGUGCCCGUUCUGGACGGCUCUGUGGACAUUGCGUUCAUCCGGGGGGAGAUUGGCGAGCCCAUGAUCAGCGCCAUUGCGGUGGUGCCACUCACAGCCGGCAUGUACAACCUCUCUGCCCCCACUGCCACAUCGCGCAUCAUGGCCACGGACUAUCGCUUCGGCUGCGGUCUCUUCCUCCCGAUCACCGACCUCACUCAGAGGAUUUGGAACCUGCUACCCUCUGAGGUCUACACGCCCAAGGACCCCGGGUCACGGCGCUACAACAAAACCGAGUCAGCGGCCCUCACGUGGCCGCAGACUGCUGACAACGCCGACAAGCCGCCCUUCAUGUUCCCCCUCGACCUCACCACGGCGGGGUUGCACUCAGUAGAGUAUUCCAGCUACGCGGGCUACAACGACAACACCUUCCUCAACUUCUCCCUCCCCGUCGACCCCAACACCGCCUACCGCAUCGAACUUGGAUUUGAGGAGCUCUGGUACUACUACACCGCGCGUCUGUUGGACAUCUAUGUGGACAGCGAGCUGAUGGUCAAGGAGCUUGAUCUGGCCACUGUGGCGGGUGUUGGUGUGCCCUUUGUCGUCACACUCAAGGCUGUCUCGGGUCCUUCAGGCUUCAUGAACAUUUUUCUCAACACCUCCACCAACUCCCUUCACAACAACGUGUUCAUAAGCACGCUAGAGCUUUUCCGAGUGAUCCCCAUCGACCCCACCAACCAGGCUGCUCUCCUCUCUGCCGCCAAGCCUCUCCCUCCGCCCGCUCCCUUCGCUGCUGCUGACACCACCGCCGCUUCUGCCUCAUCCCAGUCCUCCUCUGCUGCGCUAGGCGUAGGCAUAGCGGUGGGCAUGGGGAUCAUUCUCCUCCUCCUCGCCUCGCUCGCCACCUGCAUCGUUCUCAGAGCUCACUACCGCAACAGGCAGGCACGCAUUGCAGCAGCGGCCGCAGCAGCAGCAGAAGCAGAGGCAGGCUACUACGACGGCACUUCUUCAGCCAAGUCCAAGAGCGGCUCUGGUGGUGCUGCUGGCGGUGGCGGUGCUUUCUCCGACAGUGGAAUCCUGGCUCUCAUCUCGGGCAAAUUCGGCUCCUCUGCAGAAGACGACAAGCACAAGGCGUUCAAGAAUCUCGAUGCCGAAGCCACAGCCAAGACCGGCCUCUUUGGAGCGCGCAUCUUCUCCCUCGCUGAGCUCCGCCGAGCCACCGACGAUUUCGCCCCGGGGAACCUCAUCGGGCAGGGCGGGUUCGGCAAGGUCUACCGAGCCACACUCGGAGGCUCGGCACGCGAUGACAGCGACGCCGAAGGCUCGGCGCCCGCCGUGCCUGGGUUCGAGGUCGCGGUGAAGAGGCUCGGGUCGGGGUCGCAGCAGGGGGCUUCUGAAUUUCUGACUGAAGUGCAGCUGCUGAGCCGGCUGCAUCAUAAGAACCUGGUGAACCUGAUAGGGUACUGCGAUGAGGACCCCAACCAGCUGAUCCUGGUGUAUGAGUAUGCUCCCAAUGGGACACUCAAGGACUAUCUCAGAGACGUGGUGCGCGUGAAAUCGCUCUCCUGGGAGCGUCGGCUGCGCAUCGCCACCACGUCCGCCAAGGGCAUUGAGUACCUUCACAACGGCGCCUCUCCUUCGGUUAUCCACCGUGACAUCAAGACGUCCAACAUUUUGCUCGACUAUGCCUUCAACGCCAAGGUCGCUGACUUUGGUCUCUCCAAGCUCGGCAAGAAGGCCCCUGCCACCAUCGGCAUGGGCGUGGAGGAGAAAUCAUAUAUGAGCCACAUCAGCACGCGCGUCAAGGGCACUCUCGGCUACCUGGACCCCAUGUACUACACGAAGCAGCACCUCACGGACAAGAGCGACGUGUUCAGCUUCGGAGUCGUGCUGCUGGAGCUGCUCACAGGCCGCCUGCCCAUCUGGCAGGAAGACGAUGCUUCUGGGCUUCAGAACGGGGGCGAGUCACUGAUUAACCUGGUUGAAUGGACGGAGCCGUUUCUCAAGUCGGGUCAGAUUCGUCCUAUCGUAGCGCCGACUCUCGAUGUGGACCGGCACAUGCAGAGCCUCAUGAAGGUGGCUGACCUCGCCUACCGCUGCGUGCGCACUCAGCCCAAGAGCCGGCCCGCCAUGGCCGAGGUGGUCCGCGUUCUCGCAGAGGCCAAGGCCCUUCUCGACGCCGAGGGCCCCACUCCCUCCUCCUCUGCUCUCCCCCUCCCCACCCCCUCUGCUGCUGCUGCUGCUGCCGCCUCGAUUUCUGGUGGUGCUGGUUCUGCUGGUGGUUCUGCUGCUGGUGCAGGGAAUUCUCUGCUUGAGUCGUCCCUGAAGGUGGGGGAUGGGGAGUCGGCGUUGCUGAUGGAUGAGGCUGGAGAUGCUUUCGUGCCCCAUGCUUCUGUCUCUGCUGCUGCUGCGGCUGUGGUGGGAUCAGAUGGUGCGGGGGAUUACACGAAUCCGUUCUCGAUCAGCGUUAUUUCGGAGUGA